Messenger RNA from Anisakis simplex (herring worm), 933 nucleotides. The record is from the annotation of a GenBank genome assembly. NCBI's taxonomy places the organism in Eukaryota, Metazoa, Nematoda, Chromadorea, Rhabditida, Anisakidae.
AUGGCAUUUCUUGGACAGUUAACCGCGAAUGUUCAAGCACAACUGAACUCAGUAAAGCCACAACUGAAUUCUGUACUCCAAACAGCCACACGUGCACGUGAAAAUCUUGCACCCAUUUUAAGUAGAGCUUCAGCUCAACUUGAUAGCAUUGGCAAGAUUUUACAGGUGACAGCAGAUCGAAAGCAAUCUCCAAUUGACAUUCUCGCUUCACUGACUGCUUUCGAUGCAAGCCUUGAGGAUACCACAUUCAAUUUCAAAUAUCCAGUAAGUGGUCAGUUCAAAUUGGUGAAUGCUGGCGAAAGUCUUCAGUUGCUGUUGGGUGCAGAUUUAUGCGGUGAAUUAAUGGUGAACUUUUUACCGGAUCAAAGGUAUGCAUUAGAGAUGAUACUCAUACACUGGAGUACAGAACCAAUGAAUGGCAGUGAACAUACGCUAGGUGGUGUCGGUUAUGCAGGUGAAAUACACUUCAUACAUCGGAAUGUUCAGUGCGCUAACUUCGAGAUGGCCUUCAAAGAACCGAACGGUGUUUUAGCACUGGCUGUUCUUCUCAAUGAAUCGCAUGACGAUAAUCCAGUAUUAUCAACAAUUAUUGAUGGUAUCACUCAGAUCAUCUAUAAAGGUAGCGAAUGUGCUAUACAACGUGUUGAAUUACGUCAACUUCUUCCACCUCCAGAAAAGAUGAAAGAGUUCUGGAUGUAUGAAGGAUCUGAAACGAUUGCUCCCUAUCGCGAAACAGUUCAGUGGCUUAUUUAUAGAUCGACCGUAUCAAUAUCCUCUCAUCAGCUGGAUAAAUUACGGACAUUACGCAAAGAAGGAUACGAAAGUGAGGUUGAGCAUGGUAUGCUACCAAUUCGAGCCGUUCAACCAAUCAACGGACGCACAAUUCGUUCUUCGUUCCGUUCUGCAGCCCAAGCGCCACCUAUUCAAUCGUAA